AACCACCAUCCGCAGAUCCUAUUCUUCCCGCAAUCACAAUUCACAAGUUAAGUUUUCGUUUGCUACAAAUCGUAUUGUUUCUGCAAAUCCCCUGUCUUUCCUAUGUUUCGCGAGCUUGCCAUCAAAAUAAAGCUCCUAAAACAGUAUGGAAAGAAAACGCAGGAAAUCCGCAGUCUCUUAUCUGGAAAGGAGAUCGCCUACUGCCUCAUAUUAUAUCGUGUGGGGGUGACGGUCGAGAGAAAUGACAUAGCAGUUACGAGGAUAAAUGCUCUGUUGAACGACUGGCUCAAUGUCCCUAGUGUUGAGGAAAAAAAGAAGAUUUACAAAAGCGUCUUCACCACAUUAUUCAAAAUGGACACAGGUUCGGGUAAGGAUGAGUACCAUAUUCGAUCUGUGCAAAAAUAUUUAGCAUUGGACAACAAUUCUAAAGAUGCGCUUAAAUCGGCAAUCAGAGUUUACUACAAUACUGACACUGAAGCAGUAGAUGUUCUGAAUGAAAUUAUUCCUCAAAGCGUGCAACCAGUAAUACAAAUAUUACAAUCAUCUGACGCUGGUCCUUCUACUAGCAAGACUAAAGCUGAGAUAACUAAAAUUAGUGAUCGAUGCAAAAUAUGCUUAAAAGAAGACUUGUUAAAAAACCUUACGGUCAUAACACGGAAGGGAGUUGAGACAUUACACUCGGCCGGGAUUGAAAUUCAAGUUGGCGAUUUGUUCCACAACGUUUGCCGGCUAAAUAUCACAAGAAGAACCCGACCCUCAACUGCAUCAACUGAAUCAACAGUGAGAACAAGAAGUUCGGAAUCGAAUGUAUUUUGCUUCCAAACACAUUGUUUUUACUGCGGAUUAAAAGUAUCAGAUCGUUAUCGCUAUCACAACGAAACAAGAUUUGUUGAAACCCUUGAGUGCAAGCUAACUGUAGACCAAGCUAUAGCUAAGCGUCCUGCAGAUGAUCCAUGGUGUCUCGAGGUUUUAGGAAGGUUUAAUACGGUUGUAGAUCUUCCUGCUGCAGAUGCCUGCUAUCACAAUGCAUGUGCCAUCAAUUUCAAAUGUGGUUACGGUAAACCAAAGAAAUUUGAUUUAACAACACCUCACCCACCGAGAAAACGAAGGCAUACGACAGAAUCAAUAGUGAUCCCUCAACGCUUACCGGAUUUUUCCCGAAUGGCUGCCUUUCUCACAAUUAUGAGAAAGUUUGAAGAUUCUGAAACGGGAAGUGAAAAGUUAGCGGUCCUUCAAGAUGAAAUGGGUAAAAUAUCGGAGCCAUAUGGUGUUGUCUACAUGAAAAUGCAGAUAAAGAUACAUUUUGAUGAUAACGUAGAUUUCGUUGAUGGUCUUGUGAUUAUAACGAACCGGUCGUCUAGGAUAAUAAAAGACUUUUACGAUAAGAAAGACAACUCAUCUGAAAUUGACGUUUCCAAAGAAAAGAAGAGAAUACUUAAAGCUGCCCUUGAUGUGAUGUUAGAGGAGAUACGCACAUUCGAUAAGUAUUCUUCGAAAACUGAUGAAUAUCCUACAAUUGUGGGUCAAUCGGUAGACGAUCUGUUAAAUGAGUUACCAGACCUUCUGAAGAUGUUUGUUGAAGGUGUAGUGAAAACAAAAGUAAAGAGCAAGUCUAAAAUGCUUGGUUUAGCACACUCUAUAUUAGCGGCUGUUAAGCCUGGCUCACUGAUGUCACCUGUUCAACUAGGAAUAGCAGUGACGGCGCACCAUCUAUUUAUGUCUGCAUACCUAAACAAGAUGCUGUCUUCGUUUGGAUAUGCAUCUUCCUACCAAACUACACUCAAUUUUGAAAAGUCAGCUGCAGUUACUCAGUCGAAGUCAACAUCUAAACCUGGCGACUCUUUCGGGCAGUUCAUUGCCGAUAACGUUGAUGACAACCCAGACACAUUACACGGCAAGGACUCUGUACACGCAAUGGGGAUUAUGGUGGCAAUGACUCCAGGUGUUAUAACAAGCCUAACUAUCAAAAAAGAAACCGUUUCUGUGGACAAACUUAAGUCCAUGUCUGAUGGCAACAUAAAAGUUUGUAUGAUCAAAGAAGCCAAAUUCCUCAAAAACGUAAAAUUUCUGGAUAUUUUUGGAGACAUCCCAUCUUUUACGUAUCCAGAAAGUGACCUGCUCUACAUCACGUCAGCUGCUUUAGGGACUAAGACUCCAUUAUGGUCUGGCACAAUGCAGGCAAUGACACGAGGGCAACAUCCUAAACCAUCGUCGUUCCAUUUUCUUCCUCUCAUCAACCUGCAGCCGAGUAGUAUCGACUGUGUCUAUUCUACUCUGGUUUACAUUAAGGAAGAGUGCAAGAAAAUGGACUGCUACCCUGUAGUGACUUUUGAUCAGCCGCUAUACUUUAAAGCAAUGUCACUUACAAAGGCACAGGACUCUGAUGUCUCGGACGUGUUUGUUCGGCUAGGGACCUUUCACCUAAUGAUGUCCAUACUUGCUUGUAUUGGAUACAUAAUGAAAGGAUCUGGCCUAGAGGAAAUCAUAGGCCAAUGUUACUCGGAGGUCACAGUGAAAGACAUUAUGAAAGGUAAAGCCUUUAAUCGGGCUAUAAGGGCCCAUUCGAUCGUCCACAGGGCUCUUUUCUACCUUCUCAUCGAGGAUAAAGUAGACUCUACUUUGACGAAUGAUGAAAAGAUAUCGCUCAUGAGCUAUCAUCAGCGUCUUUCGGACAAAGAAGAUCCCUGCGAAGUGAAGGACCUCAAGGAGCAGGGACUCUUCAAAAAGCUGAGGGACAUAAUCCACGAGGCCAAAAUAGAGCAGAAUGAAUCAAAAACGUCUAAGUUAUGGUUACAGUACUUAGAAAUGGUCGACAUUCUUUUCGAACUCUAUCGUGGUGAAAGGAUUGGUGAUGUCAAACAAUCAAUUUCUGCCAAAAAGCACAUACUACCAUAUCUUGCAGCAGGUAACCGUAAUCAUUACACUACUUCGUUGUGGCUCGAUAUUCAAGAAAUGGAACAGCUGCAGUCAACACAUCCUCAACUAAAGAACUUUGUAGGAUCUGAUUUAGAUUCGAUUCGGCGAUCUGAUAGAUUUUGGGGAGCUAUUUCAACCGACCAAAUCAUAGAACAAGUUCUUAUGAAAUCUUUGAAGUCAAGAGGAGGUAUGACUGGACCAGGAAAAGGCUUAAACGUUGAAGCCUCAAGGAACCAGUGGAUUCAUAGUCGGCCAAUUUGCGCAGCUGUAAGCAGUGCAAUCCAGAGUGUAGCAGGAGUUGCUUACUCCACAAGUGACCAGCAUCAGCAGGCCUCAGAAUCAAGAGUAGACGUUGACACACAAGAUUUUGAAAAGAUAUGCUUAUUUCUAGAGGAGAGGGAACCUUUUAGGGACAAUGAUGAGCUGGUAAACAUUGUCAAUGGUGUUCAGGCAGGGGAGUAUGUUACAGCUCACAAAGCUCUAAUGUUAGGAAAUUGUAUAGUCAAUAGUAUGGUUUCUAAAGAAAUUAAGAAGUACAAAUUUUCCCGAAAGAUGGCAGUCGUCAAUAUGGCUGCUGUCUUAAUUAAGGAAAAGAGUAGAUCAUACACCAUCGAUCCUAACCUCCUCUUCCAAAGACUUUUGUCUUCAAUCAUACUACGCCGAAACGAUGUUGAUAUUGCCACAGUCUUCUGCCAUGAGCUGUGUGCAUUUCCUACAAGACUAUUUUCUGCAGAAAAAAUGAUGCUAUCCUCCGAAAAUAAGUCACAAUUCACUAACAAAUUCCCCGUCCUAGAUGAUACGGAAAGUAGUAACAGAAGUGGGAUGAGAUAUGUUAUCGAUGGAGGUAUGCUUCUUCAUCGCAUUGCAUGGAAGAUUGGGUCUUCCUAUAAUGACAUAUGUGCCAGCUAUGCUUCUUUUCUGUCAACGUAUCCAUUGUGUACGAUUGUAUUUGAUGGAUACCAUUGUAAUUCAACUAAAGACAUGGUCCACAAUGUACGAGGGAGAAAUCUCAACUGCUGUAACAUUACACCAGAGUUCUCUACUGCACUUACUGUAAAAAAGCCACAGUUCUUGUCUAACUCAAACAACAAGCAAAGAUUCAUCAACCUUCUCUCUGAAUAUUUGACGCAGUCAGGAUUUACCUGCAUACACGCUUCGGCUGACGCAGAUGUACUUAUUUGCAGGACUGCUAUGGAUAUAUUUAAAGAUAAGAACAAUGUGACUGUAGUUGGUGACGAUACUGAUCUAUUGGUUAUUCUUACCGAUAUGACAAAAAAUGUCGUAUUCAGUAGAUGGAAAAUCUAUAUGUCCACGAAAGCCCAUGUUUAUGACCUACAAGCACUUAAACAUCAUCUUGGAGAUAAAGUGGUUUCCUCGAUAUUAGUUUUACAUGCAUUCACAGGGUGUGAUACGGUAAGCCGCAUCUUCGGCGUCGGCCAAGACAAACUGUUGAAAAUGAGGAAUAAGUUAAGUGAAGCAGAUCUUGAUGUUUUUUACAGCCCUACUGCAACAAAAGAGGAAGUCAAGUUAGCCGGGGAGAAUUUGUUUUCGAUCCUAUUGAGUCUCCUCCCCACUGAUGCUACACUUGAUGCAGCACGGUUACGACUGUUUAAUGCCAAGGUCGUCACCGGGGUAACUGCCAUUGAAAGUACAUCUCUACCACCUACUUCAGCAGCCGCUUUGGAACAUUCUCUGAGAGUCUACCAUCAAGUUCAAACGUGGCUCGAAAAUGACUUGCAACCUACCGAUUGGGGAUGGAAACUCGUCAACGGACAACAUAUUCCUGUAACGUCACAACUUCCGGCAGCCCCCAGUCAUAUCCUAGAAAUCAUUCAUUGCAAAUGCAAAGCCGGCUGCAAACACCAACAAUGUAGCUGUCUGAAGCAUAACAUAAACUGUGGACCUGGAUGCACUAACUGUUUGGACAAUUGCGAAAAUCGUACAGACGACUAAUAAUAAUAUCAAUUUCGGAUCAUUUAUCUAUACUAUAAUUUAAUGUACUAAAUGAAUAUGUUAUAUUAAGCUUAUUUUACAAUCUGCAAACUUGAAAUUUAUGAUUAUGAUAACAGCGAUAUCGCUAAAAUAUAAAGGUUGCAAUCUAUGACUGAUAUCGAAUCUCAACAAUUUUUGGAAAUUC
Messenger RNA from Bolinopsis microptera, 5053 nucleotides. RefSeq lists its product as uncharacterized. Bases 103 to 4869 code for a protein of 1588 amino acids. NCBI's taxonomy places the organism in Eukaryota, Metazoa, Ctenophora, Tentaculata, Lobata, Bolinopsidae. The transcript is spliced from 11 exons. The record is from RefSeq and is a predicted model, not a curated record.